GGCUAAGUCUUGUGUAUGGCGUGGUUACGGUUGCAGCCUCUUACCUCUGCCUUCCUCCAUUUUGGGCUGGUUACUUUUGUGCUCUUCCUGAAUGGUCUUCGGGCAGAGGCUGGUGGCUCAGGAGAUGUGCCCAGCACAGGGCAGAACAAUGAAUCCUGUUCAGGGUCAUCGGAUUGCAAGGAGGGUGUCAUCCUACCAAUCUGGUACCCAGAGAACCCUUCCCUUGGGGACAAGAUUGCCAGGGUCAUUGUCUAUUUUGUGGCCCUAAUAUACAUGUUCCUUGGGGUUUCUAUCAUUGCUGACCGCUUCAUGGCAUCUAUUGAAGUCAUCACCUCUCAAGAGAGGGAGGUUACUAUCAAAAAGCCCAAUGGAGAAACCAGCACAACCACGAUUCGGGUCUGGAAUGAGACUGUCUCCAACCUGACCCUUAUGGCCCUGGGUUCCUCUGCUCCUGAGAUCCUCCUCUCUUUAAUUGAGGUGUGUGGUCAUGGGUUCAUUGCUGGUGAUCUGGGACCUUCUACCAUAGUAGGCAGUGCAGCCUUCAAUAUGUUCAUCAUCAUUGGCAUCUGUGUCUACGUGAUUCCUGAUGGAGAGACUCGCAAGAUCAAGCACCUACGAGUCUUCUUCGUCACUGCUGCUUGGAGUAUCUUUGCCUACAUCUGGCUCUAUAUGAUCCUGGCAGUCUUCUCUCCUGGUGUGGUCCAGGUUUGGGAAGGCCUCCUCACUCUCUUCUUCUUUCCAGUGUGUGUCCUUCUGGCCUGGGUGGCAGAUAAACGACUGCUCUUCUACAAAUACAUGCACAAAAAGUACCGUACAGAUAAACACCGUGGAAUUAUCAUAGAGACAGAGGGUGACCAUCCUAAGGGCAUUGAGAUGGAUGGGAAAAUGAUGAAUUCCCAUUUUCUAGAUGGGAACUUGGUACCCCUGGAAGGGAAAGAAGUGGAUGAGUCUCGCAGGGAGAUGAUCCGAAUUCUCAAGGAUCUGAAGCAGAAACACCCAGAGAAGGACUUAGAUCAGCUGGUAGAGAUGGCCAAUUACUAUGCUCUUUCCCACCAACAGAAGAGCCGCGCCUUCUACCGGAUCCAAGCCACCCGUAUGAUGACUGGUGCAGGCAACAUACUGAAGAAGCAUGCAGCAGAACAAGCCAAGAAGUCCUCUAGCAUGAGCGAGGUGCACACUGAUGAGCCUGAGGACUUCAUCUCCAAGGUCUUCUUUGACCCUUGUUCUUACCAGUGCCUGGAGAACUGUGGAGCUGUACUCCUGACAGUGGUGAGGAAAGGGGGAGAUAUGUCCAAGACCAUGUAUGUGGACUACAAAACAGAGGAUGGUUCUGCCAAUGCAGGGGCUGACUAUGAGUUCACAGAGGGCACUGUGGUACUGAAGCCAGGAGAGACCCAGAAGGAGUUCUCCGUGGGCAUCAUUGAUGAUGACAUUUUUGAGGAGGAUGAACACUUCUUUGUGAGGUUGAGUAAUGUCCGUAUAGAAGAAGAGCAGCCAGAGGAGGGGAUGCCUCCAAUAAUACUCAACAAUCUUCCCUUGCCUCGAGCUGUCCUAGCAUCCCCUUGUGUGGCCACAGUUACUAUCUUGGAUGAUGAUCAUGCAGGCAUCUUCACUUUUGAAUGUGAUACUAUUCACGUCAGUGAGAGUAUUGGUGUUAUGGAGGUCAAGGUCCUACGGACAUCAGGUGCUCGGGGCACAGUCAUCGUUCCCUUUAGGACAGUAGAAGGGACAGCCAAGGGUGGUGGUGAGGACUUUGAAGAUACAUACGGGGAGCUGGAGUUCAAGAAUGAUGAAACUGUGAAAACCGUAAGGGUUAAAAUAGUAGAUGAGGAGGAAUACGAAAGGCAAGAGAAUUUCUUCAUUGCCCUUGGUGAACCGAAAUGGAUGGAACGUGGAAUAUCAGCGCUCCUGUUGUCUCCAGAGGUAACUGACAGGAAGCUGACUGUGGAGGAAGAGGAGGCCAAGAGGAUAGCAGAAAUGGGAAAGCCAGUGUUGGGUGAACACCCCAAACUAGAGGUCAUCAUUGAAGAGUCCUAUGAGUUCAAGUCUACAGUGGACAAACUGAUCAAGAAGACAAACCUGGCCCUGGUUGUUGGGACCCAUUCCUGGAGGGACCAGUUCAUGGAGGCGAUCACUGUCAGUGCAGCAGGGGACGAGGAUGAAGAUGAGUCAGGGGAGGAGAGGCUGCCGUCCUGCUUUGACUACGUCAUGCACUUCCUGACGGUCUUCUGGAAGGUGCUGUUUGCCUGUGUGCCUCCCACAGAGUACUGCCAUGGCUGGGCCUGCUUCGUCGUCUCCAUUCUCAUUAUUGGAAUGCUUACCGCCAUAAUCGGGGAUUUGGCCUCCCACUUCGGCUGCACCAUUGGUCUCAAGGAUUCGGUCACAGCUGUUGUUUUCGUGGCAUUUGGCACCUCCGUGCCAGAUACAUUUGCCAGCAAAGCUGCUGCCCUCCAGGAUGUGUACGCAGAUGCCUCCAUUGGCAACGUCACUGGCAGCAAUGCCGUCAACGUCUUCCUGGGCAUUGGCCUGGCCUGGUCCGUGGCCGCCAUCUACUGGGCCCUGCAGGGACAGGAGUUCCACGUGUCAGCUGGCACGCUGGCCUUCUCCGUCACCCUCUUCACCAUCUUUGCGUUUGUGUGCAUCAGUGUGCUCUUGUACCGACGGCGGCCCCAUCUGGGCGGGGAGCUCGGUGGCCCCCGCGGCUGCAAGUUAGCCACAACUUGGCUCUUUGUGAGCCUGUGGCUCCUCUACAUACUGUUUGCCACGCUGGAGGCCUACUGCUACAUCAAGGGGUUCUGAGCCACAGAACAAGGCCUCCAGCAGGGCAGGCCUAGGACUUCUCCUACGAGAAGGGCACUUCCCCACCAGUGGCCUCUCCAGGAUGAGCAGCCCUGGAGAGGCAGCAUCAGGACCCGAGCCCCAGGAACUUCACCCGACCUAGGCCCUGGCAGGGAACUGAAAGGGCAGAGUCUUAAUCAAUCAAACAGAAUGGAGGAAACUCCCACUUUACAAAGUAUUUAAUAAAAUACAAACUAACAACAGCAACAAAUCCACCUCCACCCUACCUUCCCAAUCUUGUCCCUGGCCCAUCACAAGGGUCAGACCCUUUUACCUCCUGCUAUUCCACCUUCUGAUGAUCCUUUGCCUCUGGUUUUUCUGGGGCAGGGUUUCUCCUUGUCUAUCCAGUGCGAUACAUCACUGCUCUCUCACUCAGCUGGCAAGGCGUGAAAAUGAGUCAUAUCCAUGUGGCUGGUUGGGGCUUCUCUUUUCAUUGUAAUCAUUAUUGUGGGUGCUUUUGUUUUCUCAUUGGGCUUUGCUUAUUGUUUCGUUUUGUCUUUUCUUUCUGAAGUUAGUGACAAAGGUGCCAUGAGGAAAUUCCAGGUCUGAGCGACAGAUGAGGCAUGAGUUUUCAGACACGCCUUCCCACUCUCACAGGGUAACAGCUGUCUCUAGGCUCCAUCAAGGUCCUGCCCCCAUCUUCUUUAUUCCUCUGAGUUCUUUGGAGGACUUACAGCAUUUGGGCUGGAGUGAGCUCACAUACAAACACGGGGCACUAAAGAACAAGGGUUUCAGUCGGAGCAGGAGGAACUUUCUAUGCUCAUCAAAAUUGAGUGGAAAAAAAAAAAGAUUGUCCUUUUCCCUGCUUACGCCUUUCCAACUCUGUAUGUCUGUGGUGUCAGUGUCUAUAUGUGCAUGCUUCUGCAGAAAGACUCACCGGGUGGGACAUCAGGGACAAAAAUAGGAAGAGGAUAUGAUGACAAAGGGCAGCGGGAGAAACAAGAGUGCUACGUGCCAUCCUGCAUAUCUUUGCCUUUGUAUCUGAGGCAGGAGAGAGGGGAUGUCCAACCAGUAGGAUUUUGAAGAGGAAAGGUUGUAUUUAAAAUGCCAGCAUUUCUGAGAAAUGUCAGCUCACCACCCCCUCACUUCCUAAUGCACCAUACUAGGAGGGCUGACUAUAUUUCUUGAAGUGAUGCAAAAACUUAAGAGGUUUAUAAGAGAACAAGGGGCUCCUUCCACCUCUCCUGGUUCCUUGAGGCAUGUUGAAAGCAAUUUUACAAGACAGGAACUGGAAUUCCUUGUUUCUUCCGUGUUCCUCCUUGUUUUUAAACCUUAUGAAGAUUUUUGUUCAGUCUGUGGGGGUAUGUCUUCUUGCCCCAAGAAGAGCAGUCUUAAUUGCCAUAAUCCCAUGGAGCCUGGAUUUAUAGGAAAAAGAGAUCACCAUGCCCUGUAGACCUUUUCCCAACAACUUUUGAAAGGACCUGGCUUUAAAACACACACACACACACACACACACACACACACACGACUUCACCACAAAACUACUCACAGGUCUUUAGGCUUUCUGCAUUGACAUAAAUACAUUUUCUAAGGGGGGGGGGAAGAAAUUAAAAACAAAAAACACCUGUUUAAUUUUAAACACAUUUUUUAAGAAAAAAAUAACUAAAAAAGAAACUGUGCUUGUGUCAUAAGCUAUGUUGGCAGUUGCCAGUGGAAAUGUUGGGUUGGUUUAAA
This is a messenger RNA of Tupaia belangeri chinensis (Chinese tree shrew), 4512 nucleotides long. RefSeq names its product solute carrier family 8 member A3 (gene SLC8A3). The record is from RefSeq and is a predicted model, not a curated record. The transcript is spliced from 7 exons. Gene Ontology annotation, cellular component: sarcolemma; axon; postsynapse. Gene Ontology annotation, molecular function: calcium:sodium antiporter activity. Gene Ontology annotation, biological process: sodium ion transmembrane transport; cell communication; calcium ion import across plasma membrane. Lineage: Eukaryota; Metazoa; Chordata; Mammalia; Scandentia; Tupaiidae. Bases 16 to 2799 code for a protein of 927 amino acids.